Molecule: messenger RNA, 1951 nt
Organism: Manihot esculenta (cassava)
Lineage: Eukaryota; Viridiplantae; Streptophyta; Magnoliopsida; Malpighiales; Euphorbiaceae
Product: pentatricopeptide repeat-containing protein At1g20300, mitochondrial
Exons: 1
Coding region: 111-1748 (545 amino acids)
Molecular function (GO): protein binding
Source: RefSeq, a predicted model, not a curated record
UUACCUAAUACGACGACGUGUGUUUAUAAUCACAAUCACUUUUCCCUCGUACAAACCCUCAGCUUCUUAAAUCUUUCCAGAGCUGCACCUGGAAGCAGCCACAGUUGACGAUGGCCUUGAUCAAAUCAAAAUUGCGCAUAUCCCAUUCCUUCCCUUUCUCUCAACUUACUCUUAGACCCUUCUCUGCUUCAUCUCCUUCUCCCUCCAUUGAAACCUCUCUAUCCACUCAAGCUGCUGCUUUAUCUCCCGAAGAAGAUGAAUUAAACCUACAAGACGAUGACUUAAACGACGAUGAAAAAGCCAUAUCCACCCAAACUGCUGCUCUAUCUCCGGAAGAAAGCGUAGUAGCAGACAAGUUUCACUCUUUAAUCAAAGAACAUCACCGCAAGAAUCCAAAUUCUGACUUCACCACCCAUCUUUCUGCUGACUUCUCCCAGGUCCUUAGAUUCCAUCCUGUUUCCAUUUCCUCCUCCAUCGUCCGCCACGUAAUCGAGAAAUGCGGUGCUGUCCGCCAUGGCAUCCCCGUGGUCCAGGCUCGCGCUUUCUUCAACUGGGCCACGGGUGCAGAUGGGUUCGUCCACUCCUCCGAGCCCUACAACGAGAUGAUGGAUCUCGCUGGAAAGGUAAGGCAAUUCGAUUUGGCAUGGCAUAUAAUCGAUUUAAUGAAAGGUAGAAAUGUCGAAAUUAGUACCAAGACUUUCUCCAUUCUUAUUCGCCGGUACGUCCGGGCUGGAUUAGUUGCGGAAGCUAUCCAUGCAUUUAACCGUAUGGAGGAUUACAAUUGCAAGCCUGAUAAGAUUGUGUUUUCAACUUUGAUUAGUUAUCUAUGUAGGAAGAGAAAAGCUAGCGAAGCUGAGUCAUUUUUUAAUGGUUUAAAGGAUAAAUUUGAGCCUGAUGUCAUUUUGUACACCAACUUGGUUCGUGGGUGGUGCCGGGCCGGAAAUAUAUCGGAGGCCGAGAGGGUAUUUGGAGAAAUGAAAAUGGCUGGCAUUAAGCCUAAUGUGUAUACAUACAGUAUAGUCAUUGAUGCUUUGUGUAGAUGCGGGCAAAUUACGCGUGCUCAUGAUGUUUUCUCAGAGAUGCUUGAAGUUGGAUGUGAACCAAAUGCUGUAACUUUUAAUAAUCUUAUGAGAAUUCAUGUUAAAUCUGGAAGGACUGAGAAAGUUCUGCAAGUCUAUAAUCAAAUGAAGAGGCUUGGAUGUCCUCCUGAUACUAUUACUUACAAUUUUCUCAUAGAGACACACUGUAAGGAUAAGAAUCUUGAUAAUGCUAUUAAAUUGCUCAAUUCCAUGGUUAGGGAAGGAUGUAGGCCAAAUGCUUCUACUUUCAAUGUUUUAUUUGGGUGCAUUGCAAACUUACAAGAUGCGAAUGCAGCUCAUAGGAUGUAUGAUAAGAUGAAGCAGUUGAAUUGUAAGCCGAAUACAGUGACUUACAAUAUCCUGAUGCGAAUGUUCGCUGUGUCGAAAUCUAUUGAUAUGGUUCUAAAGUUUAAGAAAGAAAUGGAUGAGAAUGAUGUCGAGGCUAAUGUGAAUACCUACCAGAUUCUGAUUGCAAUGUUUUGUCAAAUGGGGCAUUGGAAUAAUGCCUACAAAUUCUUAACAGAGAUGAUAGAGGAGAAGUCCUUGAAACCAAGCCUGCAAAUUUACGAGAUGGUUCUGCAGCAGCUAAAUAAGGCUGGGCAGUUAAAGAAGCAUGAAGAUUUGGUACAGAAGAUGGCAAACAGGAGAUUUGUUACUCACCCUUUGUAGAAGAAGCUAUGCAAUCUGCCCAUUAGCUAUAUUAGGCGAGCUUCAUCUCUUGUUUGUAGCUUAAUUACUUAUUACAUUUUUGUUUGAUUUAUCAAAGCUAUAAUCUUUGAUAUCAUAGUGAGACAUUGUAACAUUAUGGGCAUCUGAUGGAUUGAUUUUUGAUAAUUCUGUCAUAUGAUUUGAAGAAUCAAAUUAAUCCUGAC